GUUUUGCAGAACAGGAAACAGUAACAGGACUGUUUUCCAAGGAUUGCAUUCUCCCCUGUCUUUUCCCACCUGGGGAUGAUGAAGUUAUUUACUGGAAGAAAGGAGACAAAUAUGUGCACAGCUACUAUUACCAGAGGGAUCAGCUGGGAAGUCAAGACCCGGAUUACAGACACAGAACGCACCUUUUCCAUGAGAACAUUCCUAGUGGAAAUGCCUCCUUGAAACUUAGUAACCUCACCUUGACAGAUGAGGGCCCUUAUAGUUGCUAUGUGGGAACCCAGCAAACUAGAACAGAAGUGGAAGUCACGCUGCGUGUAAGAGUAUCGUCUUAUUAUGCAUUGGAAUACCAAAAGACAGACAAAGAAAGGAUGCUGAAGUGCUAUGCCUUUCUCACUUACUCAGCACCACGUAUAUCUUGGGUACAAGGCAAUACAUCCAUCCAAGAAACAGGUCAGAAAGAAAUCAGGGAUGGAGUUCUCUAUUCUCUUAGAAGUGACCAGAACAUUAUAAACACAGAUGAGCCUUAUUAUUGUCAUAUUCAUCUACCUGAUGAAGAGUGGGCUGCUGAAUGGAAGAUGCAAGACCAACUGUCUCGUGUGGAACGAAGCAGCACUGCAAUUCCUUGUGGAUAUAGCAAUGACACUGCUAUCAGUGAAGGUUUCACUGUUGUCUGGACAUUGCACAGAAAUGCAGUGAUUUCAGUCCUGGCCUCCUUCAAUGGCACAUCUCACUCUUACCAACCUCGAGUCCAGAUUAACCAAAGUGAUUUUUCACUGAUCUUGGAUGAUCUUACUACAAAAGACAGUGGAGAAUAUCUGUGCAAUGUUUCAACACCUCACUACACAAGACUUACUGUGAGAACUUUGAAAGUUGAAAUGCAGAACAGGGAGGACACCAGAGAGACUAUUAUCUUUGUGGCAACACAGUCUGAAAGCAGAUAA
Nestor notabilis (Kea) is the source of this 941-nucleotide messenger RNA. RefSeq names its product HERV-H LTR-associating 2 (gene HHLA2). The transcript has 4 exons. Gene Ontology annotation, cellular component: external side of plasma membrane. The annotation marks the transcript as partial. Gene Ontology annotation, biological process: immune response; positive regulation of T cell proliferation; cell surface receptor signaling pathway. Lineage: Eukaryota; Metazoa; Chordata; Aves; Psittaciformes; Psittacidae. The record is from RefSeq and is a predicted model, not a curated record.